Molecule: messenger RNA, 1101 nt
Organism: Kwoniella shivajii
Lineage: Eukaryota; Fungi; Basidiomycota; Tremellomycetes; Tremellales; Cryptococcaceae
Exons: 5
Coding region: 1-1101 (366 amino acids)
Biological process (GO): alcohol metabolic process
Molecular function (GO): alcohol dehydrogenase (NADP+) activity
Source: RefSeq, a predicted model, not a curated record
AUGUCAACUGAAGCUGUAUUCAAAGGCUGGGCAGGUUUAGAUGAUAAAGCCUGUCAAGGUAAUCUCAAAUUUCAAGAAUUCGAACCAAAGAAAUGGGAUGAAGAUGAUGUCGAUGUAAAAAUUCUAUACUGUGGUAUCUGUGGAUCGGACGCAUCUGCUCUUUCCGGCGAAUGGGGUCCAGUCGACAACGUCUGCCCUCAAAUCUGUGGUCACGAAAUCGUUGGUGAAGUUACUAAAGUUGGAACAUCACCUGAUAACGGUAUCAAAGUUGGACAAUUAGUCGGUAUUGGUGCACAAUCCGAUUCUUGUAGAGAGUGUGAUAACUGUAAAGACCACAAGGAGAAUUUCUGUCCCAAGCAAGCGAUCACUUUCAACAGUCCUUAUGGUCGAGGUAAUGGCAAAGGAUCCAUAUCCAGAGGUGGUUUCGCUAAAUACUGGAGAGGACCUUCAAGGUUUGCCAUACCACUUCCAGAUGGAUUAGACCCUGAUAUCGCAGCUCCCCUUCUUUGUGGAGGUGUAACAGUCUUUACUCCUCUUGAAAGGUAUGGUGCAGGUACAAAAGCCAAGAAUGUAGGUGUUAUCGGUGUCGGUGGAUUAGGUCAUAUGGCUAUCCUCCUCGCAAAUGGCAUGGGCGCAAAUGUCACCGCCAUCUCUAGAAGUGAUUCAAAGAAAGAAGACGCUAUGAAACUUGGCGCUUCAAAUUACAUCGCAAUGGGAGAUGAUCUCAAAAAAGCAUUUGAACCUCAUGCUCGUUCGUUAGACUUGAUCAUCUGUACCAGUAAUCCUUCUGAAUUGCCAGUCGCGGAUUACUUGCCCCUUCUCAAGCCAGAAGGCACUUUCUGCUUAGUCGGAAUCGUUCCCAAGCCUCUCGAGAUAUCAACUUUCCCUUUGAUCAUGGGUACCGCCGCUAUUGCUGGUUCCAACAUUGGAAACCCUGAUGCUAUCUCUCGAAUGUUCAAAUUCGUAGUUGAGAAAAACAUCAAACCUUGGAUCCAAAAGUGGGAUAUGGAGGAAAUCAAUAAAGCUAUGCCAUCAUUCCAAAAAGGUGACCCAAGAUACAGAUUCGUCUUGGUUAAUACUGAUAAUGGAGGAAAACUUUGA